AUGGACCUCGAGCGAUCCAUCUUGAAUAAAACCAACUCUACAUUCAAACAUACCCUCGCUUCUGACAAUUAUACUCAUCCCUCUACUACAUCUUCUGUCGACGACGCUAUCUUGUCUCAUUUUCGCGUUGACACUUCUCCGAUGCAGUCGCUUCCGGAGGCCACGAAGUCGCAUAUUGAGGUUGAUAGACAUGGCGUGAGUUCUUCGAAUUAUCAGCCUCGGGAUGACGAGUAUCAUCACAAUGAUAAACUUAUGGCUAUGGCUGAAGUGGUUUCUGAUGCUUGUUACUCUCAACAAGCCACCUAUUAUCCUGCCGCUGCUGUCACUCACCAUCAUAACCACCAACAGCAUCAGAAUCAUACUUCUGGAAUCACAUCUCGCUCCUACCAUUAUCAUCUUCCCACCCCGGCUACGUCGGCUGAGGAUUACAAUUCUCCGGAUAUCAUUCCGUCUGCACCAGAUGUACCGAUUCCGGCUGCAACUCCGGCCGAGGUUCCAGUUGAAGAGGUGUAUGAUGAAGAUAUGACAGAGAUUGAGCCCGAGCAGGAAAAACACGAGGAUGGUAACAACAACAACAGUGAUAGGGCACUCAUACUCGCGGGCAAUCGAGUUGCCGCCAAUAGACAGCACCCGGAGGACAAUGGCCGGUUUGUCCCCGUAUGCCAAUACGAAAACCCAUGCAGGGAGAACCUCGUUUUCUCCAACGCCUUUUGCCGGAAGACAGUCUCGCAUAUCUUUGGUCGUAACAAGACUUGCACGCAGCUGAUUCCAGACGAGCUCUGGAUCUGGUAUUGCCGGAAACACUACCAGCGCUGCCGCUACAGGGUUGUGAACUGGGCACUGCAGCAGGUCGUCAUUGUGCGCGAGACGCUGGACAAUUUCGAGAAAUGGGGGAAGAUUCAAUGCUUCAGCAUAACUCUACGCAAGCGUGAACAGGACCGCAAUCGCACGAACCCUAGCCGCAGCAAUACAGCCAAUGUGCCGGCCUCUCGACGCCGGACCACCGGUCGAAUCACGGCCAGCAGGGCUCAGACAAUCUUGCACAAAGCACGUACCACUACUGCCGCUGCUACUGGUCGAAGUGCUUCUUCGCAGGAACCAGAAAUCACUUCUACCGGCCGCCGUAAGAGCUUCCCCGUCAACGUCGCGUCUCCCGUGCCUGAAUUCCUGUAUGCGUAUCUGGGCGAGGAUAAAUCGUUUGAUGAUAUUCGACACAUCAUCGACGAGAUUGGAGAAUAUAUCCGGUUUGAGCACGAGUUCAACAAAAAGGAAGUUUCAUUCCCGGAUAUUGAGAUCCUGCCUGUUUUCACCUUGGAAUUCUUGCAUUCCAAGGGUAGGACCACGGAUCAGUUGUCGGACAACAACCAUUCUCGACGCCGGCGUGCUCGCGAUGUGCGCUUGGGCCGUAUCCAUCACUCGGCUUCGGCUUCUAUUUCUGCGUCGAGGCUCAUCCGCAACACUCAUCACCAUAAUGAUAUACGUGAAGUUCAAUAUCGACCGUCUUCUAUUCUUCCUCCGCUCCACCCUCUUCCACUCCCUCUUCCUCGUGCAAAUCUGCACUCGCAUCAUGCUGCCCUAUCUGCUAAUCCUCACUCACAGUCGAACCAUGAUGCUCAAACUCAUGGCCAUGCCCAUUUGCCCCCGUUGGCCCCUCCUCCCCCUGUCCACAUGCACAUGCCAUUUGGUGAAUUCUAG
Messenger RNA from Talaromyces atroroseus, 1695 nucleotides. RefSeq lists its product as hypothetical. Lineage: Eukaryota; Fungi; Ascomycota; Eurotiomycetes; Eurotiales; Trichocomaceae. The record is from RefSeq and is a predicted model, not a curated record. The coding region runs from base 1 to 1695 and encodes 564 amino acids. The transcript has a single exon.